AUGGCAAGAACCAAGCAGACAGCUCGUAAAUCCACCGGCGGGAAAGCCCCCAGAAAGCAGCUGGCCACUAAAGCGGCCCGUAAAAGCGCCCCGGCCACCGGCGGCGUCAAGAAACCUCAUCGCUACAGGCCCGGUACCGUGGCUCUCCGUGAGAUUCGCCGCUACCAGAAGUCCACUGAGCUGCUCAUCCGCAAGCUGCCCUUUCAGCGUCUUGUGAGGGAGAUUGCACAGGAUUUCAAGACCGACCUGCGCUUCCAAAGCUCUGCCGUUAUGGCUUUGCAGGAGUCCAGUGAGGCCUAUCUGGUCGGCUUGUUCGAAGACACCAAUUUCUGUAAUUGCAUAACGAUGUCUGGCCGAGGAAAAGGUGGUAAAGGUCUGGGGAAAGGAGGCGCUAAGCGUCACCGCAAAGUUCUCCGCGAUAACAUCCAGGGAAUCACCAAGCCUGCCAUCCGCCGUCUCGCUCGUCGCGGUGGCGUCAAGCGCAUCUCUGGUCUCAUCUACGAGGAGACCCGUGGUGUGCUGAAGGUGUUCUUGGAGAACGUCAUCCGUGAUGCCGUCACUUACACCGAGCACGCCAAGAGAAAGACCGUAACUGCCAUGGAUGUGGUUUACGCUCUGAAGAGACAAGGACGUACUCUCUACGGUUUCGGAGGUUAA
Molecule: messenger RNA, 657 nt
Organism: Nerophis lumbriciformis (worm pipefish)
Lineage: Eukaryota; Metazoa; Chordata; Actinopteri; Syngnathiformes; Syngnathidae
Source: RefSeq, a predicted model, not a curated record